AGUCCAACUGGAAGCGUCUAUUUUUUUUAAAAAAAUGAAAGCUUCGUUUUUGUUUACCAUAAAUUUAUUUUGAUUUACUCUCCAAAUUAAUAAUCUAUAGUCAAAUAUGGAGGUGUUUAUGAGUCUAAGACGGCUGUUUAAUAGGGUGGAGUUUAUUUUAAUCUCAUUGUAUUUCUAAAUCGGGCACCCCUGUUUUUAUUGGGCACUACUCCUGGCACUUCCUUGUUCAAAAGUUUUAUUUGAGGGGAGGCUUGGUGAAAAGUUGAGCGCCGGUGUGGAUGUUGUAACCUCUUUGUUGACCUAUAUUGCAGGCAUGGAAGAAUGAUAAUCAUAUAUUCGGGCAUAAAUGGGUUGCAGGUGUCGAAGUUUAGUCCCAUGGCUGUAAUAACCAGCAGCUGGCUAGCGCUGCACUGAGCGACUCCACAAGAGAGAAAGAUGUCCACGGCUAACAUUAGCGAGGACAUCCGAGGGAAGUUUCCUCUGCACUCCGCGGUGUGGGAGAAUGAUUACAGGAAGCUAGAGCAACAAAUAACGACAUCACAGGUAGGUACUGAGCACCGAGUGUAUUGCAAACAUUUACCACAAAGCUUGCUAGCUAAGAUGAAGCUUGGAGUGAGAUGAUAACUCUCUAUUGCCGUCAAGUGUAAGUAGGCCAGUCGUGUUGACAGAUUCCCUGCAGUGUCAAACAUAGAUUUGACAUAGACUUGUAGUUAUUCACCUAUCAACAGGUUAAUAGUUUUACAUUCAAGAUCACUUUUAAUCUUUCAUGUUGCUAAUCAAUGAAUCAGUCAUACACAGCUCCAUUAUGACAACACAUCGACGAUCGACACAUUUACCAAAUAGAUACAGUUAGGGCUGGGCAAUACGGGGAAAAGUUUAUCACGAUUUUUUACAUAUCGGUCGAUAUCGAUAUAUAACACGAUAUAAAAAAUGAAAUGUAACAGUGCUUAUUGGUAGUGUGUCUUUUGCAAAACAGUAAGCUUCUGCAUCUGUGAGGUCUUUGUGUCUCUUCAACAUUUUGUCAUUAAGGUCCUUUCACACCGGGAGUGUUUUUUAACAUGAGGUUAUUUCGGACGUCAAUAUUUUUUUUCACAUCAGCAAUGUUUUCCCGUUCUGCGAUAUUGUGGCAUUUAUCUUCUCGGAUCUCGGUCGAUUUUUCUAAAGUUUCGCACACUGUGUGUCCACUUCUGACCAAUCAGAUUUUGUGUUGUUGCGACAUCAGAUUCACCGGCAUAUCCAACAGGGCAGACCGGCUGAUUGUUUACGCAUGGGAGAACAGAGUGCUUUUCGAUAAAAGACACAAAUAUUACAAAGAUAACGACCUGAAGGACAACUUGUGGAGAGUCAUCGCGUCGGAUCUCUCAUAUGACGGUGGUCUGUGUGCUUUAACAGUUUGUGAAGUGUCUUUGUUUUAACUGUCCAGUGGCCUUUUUUGUUGAAGGAAAGCAGUCGCUACACUCUGCUUCUUGUCUGACCUCAAAAAAAACAAAAAACCUUCACACCACCAAUGUUUUCAUGCAGUGUUGUCGACGAUGUUAUCAUCUGUUGAGCCUUCAUCUUCAUAUCUGCUGGGGGUAGCACUCAUUUUCUUUUUUUCUCACCGACAGUGUUGUCUGCUUCACCUGUUUAAGUGCUAUGGUUGUGUGUAGCUGCAGCCUGCUACUACACAGUUGUUUGCUACUUGGUUCUAAUCCAGCACAUGAUUGGUUCAGCACGAAGCAGACCCGGAGCAACUCCCCUUUUCAUUGGCUAUUCAUAUAGACUACCAAAACAUGGCAGAAUACCGACUAUCGAAAGCAUAUUGACCAUGUUUCAAAUUGAUAUUGAGGGUAAUAAAUUUUCAUUGUAUAUCGUUAUUGUUUUAUUGCCCAGCGCUAGAUACAGUAUAUGGAGGAAGUUGCAGACUGUCACAUCAAUCACAGCAGUAAAAGUUUAAGGUCAUGAUCCCGACAGCCUUAUGCAGUUAGUAUUCAAAUAGACAGAUGAAUAAACUAACUGGUUAUGACAUUUUGAAAACUAUUCAACCAUCAUUUUGACUGGGUGUUGUUCCAGUGAAACUACUAUGAUCCCGUUGUUAUUGUGACCUUACAAGACCGUUAAUAACAUGCUGGUGUCAAAGCAUGACUCACAGAAAUACCAAACAUGAUGCUUAGUCAGUCUUGUCAGUGUACUGAUCACUGCAGUCCUGUAUCAUUAUCAGUGAUUACUUAAAUUUUAUGGUGUAAAACUAUGGCUCAGUCUUGUGGUUUCUAUGACAGUAUCACAUCUAAGUAGUCGAUUAAAGCCACAUAACUGUAUCUUUCUCCUUGAUUUUCACAGGAUGAUAUCGAGGCUGUGGAUCCCAGAGGCCGGACUCCUCUGCAUCUGGCUGUGUCACUCGGGCACCUGGAGUCAGUAAGGGUUCUUCUCAGACAUGGUGCUCAAGUGACGAAAGAAAACUUCAACAACUGGACAGGUUAGCUCGUAAACUUGGUAAAUAUUUAACAAAAAAAACGUCAUGAUCUCAUGUAAGUCUCUUUCCCUUGUAAAGCAGAAAUGCUUUUAAAGGUUUUGUGGGUUGUGUGAGCACUGAUAGAUCCUCUCAUGUCAUCUGCUGCUAAUGGGGCUUAUAGUGAAAAUGCAAGCUGAUUCCUUAGACUGCAGCAAAACAUUUUCACUUCCCUCUGUCAUUACCGUCACUGUUGAGGUUUUUUUAAUGGAUAGUUGCCACUCCUAGCGACCAGAUGCUGUUACUUUAAAAGGUUUAGUGGGUUGAUUGUCUGCUUUGGUGCAGUGCUGCAGGAGGCCGUCAGCACCGGAGACCCGGAGAUGGUUCAGUUAGUGCUUCAACGCAGAGACUACCUCAAAGCCUCCACUGCUCUGGGAGGAGUGCCUGAGCUGCUGUCAAAGAUCAGAGAGGUUUUUCAUCCAACAUUUUCAUAUUAUCGUGUUAUCCAUCUGUUCAUGUGCCUGAAAAUAUUCAUAGACAAAGGAAAUAAUUUCUCUUUUCCCUACGUUUGUUUACAGUCUCCAGACUUUUAUAUGGAAAUGAAGUGGGAAUUCACCAGUUGGAGUAAGUUUUUCAUAUGUGCAUGAUUAACUGUUUAUGUUAGACAAAGAAUAAGGAGAAGAAGGGAAAUUCAAAUUCAGGCAGGAUUAUUCUCAGCACUUAAGUUUGCAAAAGAGAAAGCAAUCUUCUUGUGGUUAUUUUCUAGUUGUUGCCUGCAACUAAAAUUUUCUACAAAAUAUAUAAUCAUCGGCAGCCGAGCAGUUUAACCAGGUCAUUCAGGAAAAACAACAUACCUGCCUCUUUCUUGUUUAAGCCUCAGUUAUGUUGUUAUGUUUUGGCCCUGAGUCACACUGUUUUUCAUUUGCACCUGCUUUUGCUUUCUCUAAUGGGACAUUCAUGUGCUGUUACUUCACAGUUCCUCUUCUGUCGCGGGUUUGUCCAAGUGACGUUUGUCGCAUUUGGAAAAGUGGCGCCAGCCUGCGAGUGGAUGCCACUCUUCUUGGCUUUGAGAACAUGACGUGGAUCAGAGGGCGCAGAAGCUACAUCUUCAGAGGAGAUGGUGAGAAUUUUAAUUUGUUUCUUUCUUUCUCUCAUGCCCAAAAAAAUCUGAGCUGUGCCUCUUCUGUUAAAAUGACCUAAAUUCAUAUCUGGAUGUGAUUUUUCAGAUUCCUGUGCAGAGUUGAUGGAGGUGAACCAUGACGAUGAAGUAGUGGACACUGAACGUUUUAACAUAUCCCAAGAAAUGGAAGAUGUCACUCUGGAAUCUAUGCAGCCGGCUGAACAGGAAGUUGCCAAAAGGUUGACUACACCAAUCGUCAACACCUACCUGGACACCAAGGAUAUCGCUUUUGAAAGGCAAGAGUGACAUCUUUUUUUCCCAGGUCAUGUGUAGAUCUCAACUAACAGAUUUCAUCAAUAUCAGCAGUAAGCCUGCAAAAAGAAUAUUAGCUAGUCAUGUUAGUCAACAGCAUGUGGGGAUAUGCUUCCAUCACAUUUACUUUUUAAACCUGUGUUAUAUCUCUUAUUCACGGUUUUUCUUUUUGGGUCAAAGUAUCUCACGCAGAUCUCAUUCCAUGUAGCUGAGAACAGAAAAUCUGUCUUACUGAAGCUGUGAAAAAAUUGAGACUAUGGGGAGCAUGUUUAAAAAAUAAACUUUAACAUUGAAAUGUAACAGCCCCUACGUUUAAAAGUCAAAAACAAAUCCCAGAUUAAUGAGCAUGAUUAAAAUGGGCAUGAUUCUGGGUUUUGCCUCUAAUGACUCUUUUGUUUUUGCAGAAACAAGUCUGGGAUUUGGGGCUGGAAGACUGACAAAACAGAAGUUGUCAAUGGAUUUGAAGCAAAGGUUCACAUUAAUUAUACCCUCUUUUUUAAUAUAGCCAAAACGAAGAACCAGGAAAACAAUACAAUAUAAGAAACACCAUAGUUGGCCGAAUUUUUUUAGUGAUUUUGUGUACAUGAGUAGUGUUUUUUAUAUUGGAUAUAUUUUUUUAAAUGUUUGACUUUCAGACCUUUAUUUGGGUCUUAUUUUUACUGUAUUGUUAUUGUGUACCUGUCUUUUGUGUGCUUCUGCCGCAACACUAAUUUCCCUUUUGGGACAAUAAAGAGAUUCUGAUUCUAAUUCUGUGGAGAAUAGUGGGAAAUUCAUGUAUUCAUUUUUUUUCCUCAGGUUUUCAGUGUGAACAAUGUAAAUGUGGUAAUCAGGACGAGGACAGAGCAUCUCACUGAUGAGGAGAAAGCCAGGAUAAAAAGUGAGUGGAAUGUAUCAUGUAAUGUGAAGUGCAGACUUUUGAAAGGAUUAUUCUGUUUUUAAAUUGACGUGAUCUUUCCUUAUUUUUGUUCAAAGGUGAAAGGAACAUCUUGGAGUCUCUGCUGGGGACUGUGGAGCAGCACAUAAGUGCACAAGGGGUGAGACCAUAAUUAAUGAACUACAUCAGAAUCAUACUUUCUGCUCCCAUCUGCUCACUAAUUUGAUCUGACUUCUUAGGACCUUACUCUUGAAUAUGCAACUGCUACCAACCCCACUGCCAUCACUCCAGAGGAAUACUUUGAUCCUGACUUUGAAUUAGGAGACAGAGACAUCGGGCGACCCAUUGAGCUCAGCAUUCGAACACAGAAGUAGGAAAAAAUUGCUGCACACCUGCACAAACUUUAUGCUGUGUACAAAGUGGCCUAUCUAUACCAAGAAGUGUAAACACUUUAGAGACAUUUCUCCUGUGAUUUUUUUGUCUUGUCCAGGUUCAAAGGUACAUUGUGGAUGAGUGAGGAACAUCCUCUGUCCCUGGUGAAGCAGGUGACCCCCAUCAUCGACCUCAUGGCUCGCACCAGUUCUCAUUUUGCGAGGCUACGAGACUUUGUGACACUGAAGUUUCCCCCGGGGUUUCCUGUGAAAAUAGGUCCGUUAAAUUUCUGUCACACUUUUCAGAAGCUCUUUUCUCAUUUCCCAUCAAAGUUCCGCCUGAACGUUUGAUUUAUUGUCGUUCCCUCCCCUUGCAGAGAUCCCACUGUUUCAUGUGCUGAAUGCCAGGAUUACUUUCGGUAAUGUCAACAAAUGCAGUACCGAAGAGGAGGCGAACACAACACCUGCAGCCACGCCAACGUCAGUAGGAGAGGAGGAAGAAGCUGCAGGUAAUGCCUUCAAUGUUUAGGGGGAUUUGAGCAUCUUUUUUAAAGACUGUCACAGACUAAGAUUUUGCAGGUAUGCUAACAUUGAGUACAGCAACACCCUAGCAUUAUAACAUUACAUUAUUAUUAUUAUUUAUUCAUUUUUUUGAUAUAGGAAGAUGAUGAUAACAAUAAUAUAAUGAUUUCAUUCUGACAGACUGUAAACAUUGACUUGUCAACAUGCACACGUGUGCACGAGAGUAGGGGAAUAGUCAUGUUUGAUCAUGUUUGAUUUUAAUGUAACACUAAGAAGAGAACAAGACUGCAGUCCACAUUGAAUUUUAAAACCACUUUAUAUCAAACAACCAAGAUCGCAGGACUUCAGCAAACAUCUCAUGAUUUGAUUCCAACUUUUGGAACAUGUCAGUGACUUUUAAACCGACUCAAACACUGUUUAGUGUAAAGCCAGUACAAGAGUAAAGCCUGUGUAACUAUGACGUGUGACUUCACAUCAGAGUAGCUACACAUCUCCUGAAACCGCCUCUCUUUUCAUUUUUAUCCGUCCAGCACUGCCUCCGUUUCAAGUGUGUCCUUCAGUGUUUGAGGUGCCCGUCAGUUACCAUCGCAGAGGAGGCAGCCGGCACACACCGGUUUCCAACAAUGAUGAGGAGCUUUUGCAGUACGCCAUCCAUCAGAGUCUCCUAGAGUCUCGCGGUAUCCCAAGCCAGGUCAUAAACUUCACUUCAAUCUGUUCAGUAACAAUCAGUUUUUCCUAUUCCCCUCUUUUUCCUACAAUGAGCUGCAUCCUUGAAAUCCUCUGGUGUUUGUGUCAUUGCAGGAGAGGGUGUAUGAUGAUGAUCGGGAAUUUUCCGAUGUAAUGCCAAGCAGUCUUAGUGACAGGUAGGGCUACAUGUCAAAGUUGGCUGAUAUAGCAAGUACAUGAAUUCAUGUGGUCAAAGAUACAUGCACAUGCAACUCAUCUGUCCUUCUACGAUGUGCUGACAGUAAUAGUUUGGAUCUCUCGUUCUCCUCUCAAUGUCUUUCCAGGAGUGUCCCAGAGGGGGUGCUAGUGGAAUACGGAGACACGUCCAGCCCUGCUAGCUCCCUCUCAGCAUCCAGCCCUGACUCAGACCUCCGCCUGGCCAUGGAGCUCUCCGCACAGGCUCAGCUGGAAGAGGAGAAGAUGAGAAAGCAAGAGGAAGAGGAGCUGGAGAGGAUACUGCAGCUAUCGCUCCUUGAUAAGUAAAGGGAAUAAGAGGGAAUAAUAGUGCAACUUUUUUUCCAGAUGCAGACGCAACCACCACACCUCAAUUUCCCUCCUAACCACAGUAGUCAUCUAUGCAACUGCAGGUUUCUUUCUGUAACUGAUCAUUCUUGCAAUAUCAGAUUCUCGGUAACCAUAUUUUCCAAAACGUAUUUUUGGUAAGAGCAUAGUCCUUUAUAUAUCCCUGUCUCAGCAUAGUGCGUGUCUCCACCCUCAAACUUAGUCUUUGUCUGUGUAACAUCAUUUCGGGGUGCUUUUUCAUCAAAAUUGUUUCUUUAUUUUCCAAAUCAGAUAACUGCAGCAACCUAUAUUUAUAUAUUUUUUUCAAAUCAGUCCUGUUGGGGGUCAAAUCAGUGUCACAAAGGUUCUGUGAGCAGUUAUGUUUGACUUUUUGAGAUGGCUUCGUGUGUGCCAGCACUCACUUCAGGUCCAGAGUAUUGUUCGUUGUUACUCUCCUGGUACCUGUUGUCUCAGUCUCUGGUGUUUACAGAGUCAGACUUAUAAUAUAUAGCAUAUUAGAAAUUUCUUAGUUCUGUGGGCCUGAAGGGACAGAUUUGAGUGUUUCCACCAUGAGGUCUUUAACAAGGGUGAUGCUGUCGAGAACCACGAGCACACCGAACAACAGAAAUCUCAGGGUUCAUAUUUUACCUUCUCUUUGGAACUGAUUUGCUAAACAUUUAUAAACUAUCAGAAAUUGUAGCUUCAUGGAGGUCUCUCUGGAGAGACUGAUGCAUAUCAUUCAUUGCCAUAAUGAUAUUACUUUAGAAAGUUUGAUUCAGAAGUUCAUGAGUAAAUCUUUGUGCUUGGUGAAUGUACUCUGCAGAAAGGGGGGAAAAAAAGCAUGUGGAUGAGAGGGAAACUUUAGACAGCUGCAUGGAUAUGUCAUAGCUUUGCUGCAACAAGGAUAUUACUGAAGAAAGGAUGCAUUUUUGUUAAAAAGGUAACCUUGUAUAUUAUCACCUCACUCCAAAAAGGCAAUAACUUAGACCAGACCCUCUGUGGACCCUUCAGCCGUCUUAUUAAGGAGUCACAAAACCAGUGCUGCAGAGAUUAUCCGGAUUCCUAAGGGCAGUGUGUCAGCCUUUUGUAGCCAUGAACAACUCCACACCUCCAAGCAGAAGAAGAAGAAAAGACAAAAGCAUGCUCGCCAUAUGAAGGAGACAUUUCUUCAGCAUGUGCCAAGGGAAAGCUUUGUCUAGACAAGAGGUGGGACAAUUGUCUGCGGUGCCACUCAAAUUGAAUUUUUGAAAAAAGUUUUUUAAAAGUUUUGUAGUUCAACAAACAAGCUUCAAAUGUUUCUGUUGUACUGGUGUGAUGCUGAGUUACAUGCAUUAACCACUAAAGCUGAUUUCACUGAUCAUCAGCCUCGUGUGAGGAGUCUCUGCGACGCUGCGUCUGACUGUCCAGAGCUUCUGCUUUAAAAAAAAAAAACAAAAAGGAAAAAAAAGGCCGACUGAACAGUUGACUGUAAAGAGGCUAGCUUUGGUUCAUUCUGUGCAGACCUUUGCACCUGCUGCAAAUAUUUUUUAAAGUUUGAAUUCUAAGAAAAUGUGUCAGUUUUUAAAUGUAACUAAAAUAAAAGCACUUUAUUUCCAUGAGGAUUAAA
This is a messenger RNA of Xyrichtys novacula (pearly razorfish), 8460 nucleotides long. NCBI's taxonomy places the organism in Eukaryota, Metazoa, Chordata, Actinopteri, Labriformes, Labridae. The record is from the annotation of a GenBank genome assembly.